Saccharomycopsis crataegensis is the source of this 3759-nucleotide messenger RNA. RefSeq lists its product as uncharacterized. The record is from RefSeq and is a predicted model, not a curated record. The transcript has a single exon. Gene Ontology annotation, cellular component: cytoplasm. The coding region runs from base 1 to 3759 and encodes 1252 amino acids. Gene Ontology annotation, molecular function: zinc ion binding; RNA helicase activity; ATP binding. Gene Ontology annotation, biological process: nuclear-transcribed mRNA catabolic process, nonsense-mediated decay. NCBI's taxonomy places the organism in Eukaryota, Fungi, Ascomycota, Saccharomycetes, Ascoideales, Saccharomycopsidaceae.
AUGGACCCAUCUAUCAAUUUUACUCCUAAGAGUUUUUCAAAGCGACUUUCAAGACAUAGUUACAUUAGUUCUAUUCUGGAGGUUGAACGAUCCGUACUGAGGCUAUCAAUUGAUGAAAAUGCUAACAAGCACAGUCAUGCUGACAACUCCCAGACAAAUCCUCAUCCAUCACAAAGUACCGACACAAUUGUGGAUGAUGAGGUACACUAUUGUUUGUAUUGUCAAGAAUCAAGUCCUGAUUGUUUGGUGAAGUGCGCUGGAUGCCUGAACUAUUUUUGCAAUUCUGGAAUAAAGGAUUCAAGUCAUAUUUUCAUUCACUCGAAAUUCUUACACCACGAUUCAUUCAGAUUAUUGAAUUACCAAAAAAACGAAAAUUAUGAGGCAGAAAACCAGGAAUACCUUGCUCAAAAGGACUCUGGGGCAGACCAAAUACUCAGAAAACCUACAAAGUUUCUAGACACCGCGAUUGAGUGUGCCCAUUGUUCAAAUCAAAAUAUUUACGAAUUGUCAUUCAUUUUGAUCAACGAUACCACCAAAGAGUUAGUGAAUUUGAAAACCGAAUAUUCCCAAGUAGAUAAGCUACAAAAUUUAGAUAAGAAAAUAAUAUUUUUUUGUUCAAAUUCUAAGCCGAUUAUCGGAACCGGAAUUGGUGUCCAGAGUUCCGUGUCAGAAGAUUUGUGCUUCAAAAAUCUACAGCAAAAAUUAUUUGGUGGAUUGGAUAUUGAAGAGGAUUUCAUUAAGCCAAUAGUCAAUAAUUAUGAUAAAAGUAAUAAGUUUGGGUUUAAGAAGUUUUUCUUCAACAGGCUAAUUUUGAAGGACAAUUCUAAUAGUAAUCUGAAAUUGUUAUACAACCAGUUAAACUUAAGUAAUAUCUACACUAUAGAAACCAAACGGUUACAACAGCUCAAAAAACAAAAGCUCAAGAAAAAUGAUUUUUAUAAUCUCAUUGAUGAGAACAAUGAUUAUCAGUUUUUUGAUAGUGAUGACGAAUCUGAUUUCGAAGAUGAAGUAGAUGAAAAAGAGACAAGAGACACUGAAAAAUCAAGGGAAUCAGAAACACCAUCUAGAAAUCUUUUCACUUCACCGCUCUUGAACGAAGAAAAUGAAUUGUUUCAAAAUAAAACUAAUGGGUUGAAGAAAAUCACAAAGAGUCAUUUAUCAAAGAUUUCCACCUAUGAAUCAUUUGCUGAAUUUUCGGCUCAUCAUUUGAACUUAAUGUUCAAAGAACAAUAUGCCAUGUUAUCCUUACUGUCAACAUCUCAUAAAUUGUCGAAUAAUAUGGUAUUUGUUCCCUACAAGAAAAUCACGUUCGGUGAUCAAUGCGAUGUUGUGAUUAGAUUGAAUACAAAUUAUAACUUACCAAUAUUGAAAAUCAGACAAAUUUUGGGUUUCCAACACCCAGUAUCGGGCAGAACUUCAUUUGGGAUGAUUGAACAGGUUCCGAACAAUACGUUUAAUCCGGAAAUAAAAUUAAAAUUGUUGAAGUUCAAGAAUCAUAGCAAUAAUAAAUACGUUACCGAAGAAACUUUUAUUGAGAACUUGGAAGACUGUUUGAGAAAACUACAUAAUGAAACCAAUUCAAAAUCGACAGCAACAUCAGAAGGCCAAGGCUCUGCAUCACAUCUCAGUUUUGACAAAACCGUGAGUGACUAUAAAUUGUUCAAUAUUAUUCCCUUUGAUUUAGUGUUUUCUCGGAUUAUUGAUAUUAUUUUCCAGAUCUUAUCAGGCGAAAUUCGCAUCAAUAACUUUCUUCUCAAUGUUAUUCUUGGGAAAAAUUUUGAAAAUUUUGAAUUUAAUUUAUCUUCUUUCAGAUCCAAUAAUUUCUACAACGAAAACUUUAACUUGUCACAAAGAAGAGCGAUUGACAAUCUUGACUCCAACAAGGUGGUGUUGAUUAAAGGUGAAGUUGGAACGGGGAAAACUUUAGUGAGUUCAGGAAUCAUCAAGAACUUGAUUGAGAAAAACCUUGGUCCAGUGUUGGUUUGCUCAGGAGCAAAUUCUAGUAUUGACAAUUUGUGUGAAAGGUUCUAUCAAGACUUUGUGAUUAAUAAAUCAAACAAAGAUAACAAUAGUGAUGAGGAAAUCCUAAUUUCCAGACUAGUUGCACCAUUGAAAGAAGGACAAUACAACAUUAAUCAUAAAAUUGGGGGUAUUUGUUUCCAUAAUUUCAUCUUAUCGAAUGCUCCAGAAGAAUUGAUUGAUUUAUUCAUUAAGAACAAGGUCGGUGGUCUCUCGAGUUUGUCUCCAAAAAAUACUACCAGACUCAAUAAGUUUUACCAAGAUUUCUUCCAACAACAAGACGCAAUUUUCACUACUUGUUACAAUGCCUUUGAUCCAAAACUUAAUGGCGUGAAAUUCAAAUCUAUCGUGAUUGAUGAUUGUUCUGCCACCAUGAACUUGUUAUCUUUAAUACCACUUGCCAAAAACUGUGAGAAAUUGGUGUUGAUUGGAGAUGACAAACAAUUGAGUCCUUACAUUCAUGAUUUGAAAAUGCGAGGCCGUCGUGAAUUAGAUAAUGAAGACAAUCAAACCGUGCAUUGUAAUUUCUUGAAGCAAUCCUUAUUCCAAAGAAUUUUAUACAAUAAAUUGGUGAAGCCAAUUGUGUUAACUGAACAGUAUCGAAUGAAUAACAAGCUUGCAGAAUUCCCUAAUAAUUUCUUUUACAACAAUGAAUUGAUCAACGGAAUCAUUAAUCAAGCUAGAAAAUCCAGCAUUAGAAACUCCCUGGGGGCUAAUGGAAGAUCUGCGGGGCUUUCAAGAUCAAUGUCGUUGAACUCUAUUGGUGAAUUAUCUAACAGAAGAUCUUCCAUAGCCGGUAAUCAACGCCAGUCCAUGAUAUCAGCAAAUAUUAAUAAGUUCCCUUGGCCUAAUAUGAAGGCGCCAAUGGUGUUUUGGGAUCAUACCGAUUGCAAAUCGUACAAGGAAAAUGAAAUGAAAUACCACAAGAAGAUUAACAACAUUGAGAAUUUUUACAUCAAUCAAAAGACCUAUCAGAAUCAAUACGAAGUGAAAAAGAUCAUCGAAGUAAUCAAACGCUUGCACUUUGACUGUGGGGUAGAGUUGAAAGAUAUUGGGGUAGUUACAAUUUAUCCAGGCCAAAGAGUGUUGAUUACUCAAAUGAUACAAGAAGAAUUUGCUGGGUAUCAAGAUAAGUCAAAUAAGAGAAACAGUAAAAGAUCUAGUAUGCAUAGAAGAAGCUCUAGUGUCAGUGGGAACGGUAAUGGGAAUUAUAACAACAACAGUAACAACAAUAAUAACAACAAAACACAUAACAGACGAAAAAGUUAUACCAAUAAUAAUAACAAUAACAGUAUUGACAAGAACAGAAACUUCAGCAAUCAAUUCCAAAGACUUUCGGCUAAAUCUAGUGAUUUUCUAUUUGAAACUCAUAAUCCAAAUGAGUACGAAAUGUCUGAAAUUGAUAAAGUGAAGAAUAUUGAAAUUGGAUCGGUGGAUUCCUUCCAAGGAAAAGAGAAAGAAUAUAUUUUAUUCAGUACCGUGAAGAGUGAGCUUAUCGAGGAGGAUAAUCUUGAAGAACUUAAAGUGGUGGAUGAUUAUCGAAGACUCAACGUUGGGGUUACCAGAGCCAGAAAAGGUUUGAUUGUGCUUGGUAAUUCCAUUAUUUUAAGCCAAACCAGCAGAUAUUGGAGUAAUUAUUUGAGUUACUUGUACGAACAGAACUGUGUAGUGGAAGGCGAUGAGAUUGCGAAUUGGCAAAAUAAUAACUAUAAAACUCAUUUGACCUACCUUGUUAGAUGA